AUGGGCUUACCAACUUUUGAUUUUUUUUUAAAGAAAGAGACACCAUGUGAGCUAUUAGCUCGAGGAGAUGGUCAUGGGAGUUUCAUUCUCGUUGCUUAUGGCCAAGCACAACCCCCUAGGGACCGGGUACGAUUGCACAACCAGGCAGUGGCUGAUAUUCACUAUGUGGUCAGCAUUUCAGAGAUUGUGCCUGGUUUCGAAGAAUUACCUCUUCCGCUGCCGAAUACAGAAGUUGGUCUACAUUCAGUGACUGAUGCCCUUGGCAGUUAUGUUCUAUGGCCGCGUGCAUUGGUGCGGUUAUCAGAUGAGGUUUCGGGGAAGGCCGACAGGAAGGGAAAGAAGGCAUGUUCACCUCAAGAAGGCCGACGUGAUGAAGUGGAGAAAGAAAAUGUUUUUAUGGCAAAGUGUCCACUCAUUACGGAGAUCGAGGUGGUGCAAGGCCUUAGUUCUCUGUGCUUUUGGUUACAUGAGUGCGCUAGCGAUGUAGACGAUGAAGCAAUCAUUGAGAUUCAGUUGUCGCAUCAUCAAUUCCACUACUUUGAGGACACAUCGACCUUCAUUUCUAAGGUUGAUAUUAAAGAAUUCUUAUGUGGGGAAGAGUUGAAUGUUUCCAUGAUACAAACAUUCAUGAGGUUAUUAUACAAAUCAUUGAUUGCAUCUAGUGAGCCAAUGUUUGGUUGGUUAUGUCCAAGCAUAGUACGAGAUGACAGUUGCUUAAGAAACAAAAGGGAGGUGAAAGAGUAUCUCAAUGCUUCUUUGAAAGCAUGUUCUCGUCUUGGAUAUAAGAUCAUUCUUCUUCCUUAUAUUGAAAUGUAUGCUUCUUAAACUCACU
Molecule: messenger RNA, 832 nt
Organism: Beta vulgaris subsp. vulgaris (sugar beet)
Lineage: Eukaryota; Viridiplantae; Streptophyta; Magnoliopsida; Caryophyllales; Amaranthaceae
Exons: 4
Coding region: 1-825 (274 amino acids)
Source: RefSeq, a predicted model, not a curated record